UCCGACUCCGACGAGUUUUUCGACCGGUUGAAAUAAAAUCAAUAUGCGUGAGUUCUGUUAGAGCGACCUGGGUGAAUUCCAACUUCAAUGCAUAACAGAGAAGACAGCAAAAACGCUUUCAAAAAGCUGAAGCGGUUCUUUGGUGGUACAAAGUUCCAAGAUAGCUUGUGGUCGUGGGUCGUAUGUUUUUCGGCGGCUAUGUGUAAUGGAAUUAAUCUGGGCUUUACGCUCAGCUUUGGCGUUUUGUUCCCGGAGUUGAUGAGGCACUUUAAUGCCACAAGAGGGAAAACAGCUUGGGUUGGUUCAAUCGGCCUAGCUAUGGUUUGGUUUGCAAGUUUGCCGGCUGGAUACCUGUGCGAUCACUUUGGCUGUCGCAUCACGUGUUUAUUAGGAGGAUUGCUCUGCGUGAUAGGUCUGCUAGCAACUUCCUUUGCCAAUAGCCUCACAGUGAUGUACUUUACAUACGGUUUGGUGUACGGCUUGGGGGCCUGCUUCAUUUAUAACUCUAACUUUUUGGUUGUUGGAAAAUAUUUCAAUAAAAAACUCCCUUUAGCUGUUGGUAUAACAGCACUGGGGUCAAGUGUAGGUGUCCUUUACACAGGCCCGUUGCUUCAGGCUCUUUUGGACGCGUUUGGAUGGAGAAACUCAUUUAGAAUUAUGACGGCAACCUUCGUUCUUGUUUGCAUUUUGAGUUUUAAUUUCAAUCCAAACGUAAUAGAAACAACGAUGGUGAUGAAGGUAAAAUCAGGAACAUUGGACAUGGAGCAAGAAGUUGGAAUUAAGGGCAGAAUCUCUUUUUACUGCAGCGUGUGGACGUUUCCUGUUUACAGUUUUGUCGUCAUUUCUUUGAUGGUGGGAUCUUUUGGAAUGUAUAUUCCAUACAUCAAUCUAGUCAAGUACUGUGAAGAUCUUGGGAUCACGGCGCAGAGCGCCUCUCGACUGUUCAUCUUCAUUGGCCUUACCUCUUCCCUCGCUCGGAUAACUUCAGGAAAACUGUGCAGCUAUCCAAAGAUGAACCCGAUAUUUGUUUAUCAGUCAUCACUGUUUAUCGCUGGUGUAUCUGUACUCCUCUUACCUUUGGCAACCAAAUACUGGGCCUUAGUUGUAUUCAGCUGCGCCUAUGGAAUAAGCGAUGGAAUUUUCAUAACCACACAAUGUUACAUCUUGCUUAGCUGUGUGGAUAAAGAAAGAGCGACGGCUUCAUUUUGUAUCCUCAACUUGCUUUAUUCAUUUUCAGCGGCUACUGGUGGACCUAUUGCUGGUUUGAUGGCGGACCAAAGUGGGAACUAUACCAAUUCGUUUUAUAUGACAGGUGGAGUUCUGAUGUCAGCAUUUGUUAUUCCUUUCGCACUGAUUUUCAUCAACUGUAGAAAGUCUCAAGUCAGUCCAAUGGUGCCAAGAGAAAUGAGUGAUGUGGAACCAACCAUCACUGAUCCAGCACCAAAGUGACUGAGAAGGACUUCACUGUUAGCUAAUUUAAUAGCUACAAAAAAUGCACAUCAUGGCAUCAAAGAUGUUAAUGUACUGCUAACAGUAAAGAGUAUGAUGUUAUUUUUUCUAAAAUCAAACGAAACCGUAAGGCUUCUUUUGCCUGCAAGAACUAUGGAACAAAAUGAUCAGUUCAAACAAUACACGAGAGCAUUUGUCCUAAACCUCUAAAAUAAUUUCGAGCUUUUUAGACAUCGUUACUAUCAGUCACGCAGUCCACAUUUUCAGUAUCACAAGCUCGCGCUGGAGAGCGUUGCCUAACAAAAGUGGGAAAAUACUUUAAUCAAUUUACAGCAAAUAAAUAUAUAUACAUACAAACAUAUAGUUAAAUAGCUGUUGGAAGACCUAGCAACAGGAAUGAACUUCCCUAAUGAUAAAGGCCACCAGAAACUAUAUACAUGAAAACAAGAACAUAAAUAAAGUAUAUACAUAAUGACAGGCAGUAUCGUAAAACGAGUAUAGUAAAAUGCUACAUGUUAAAACUUAGUGCUAACUAAAAUUAAAUAACAAUUACAUUAAAUCACAGCUAUCAAUAGCCAAACAAUAGAGUCUUAGGUCAUUUUGAGCAUAGAAAGUGAUUCCCUUCUCCUAAUAGAUAUAUAGGUAAAUUGUUCCAAAGACGAGCAACUCUGGGAAAAAAAGACGACCUAAAUAAUUCUGUUCUUGCAUAGUUAGUUUUAAAAGUUAGUACAGUGUUCCUUAAAUUAUGGGGUUCAUGCUCAGAAUCAUAAAACUGCAGAUACUUAGAGAUGUCGAGGUCAUAAUAACUAUGCAGGCAUUUGAAUAAAAAAAUGAAGUCUAAAUAGA
Molecule: messenger RNA, 2295 nt
Organism: Stylophora pistillata
Lineage: Eukaryota; Metazoa; Cnidaria; Anthozoa; Scleractinia; Pocilloporidae
Product: monocarboxylate transporter 10
Biological process (GO): transmembrane transport
Molecular function (GO): transmembrane transporter activity
Source: RefSeq, a predicted model, not a curated record